Messenger RNA from Toxoplasma gondii ME49, 8061 nucleotides. Its product is annotated as phosphoglycerate mutase family protein. Gene Ontology annotation, cellular component: cytosol. Gene Ontology annotation, molecular function: fructose-2,6-bisphosphate 2-phosphatase activity. NCBI's taxonomy places the organism in Eukaryota, Apicomplexa, Conoidasida, Eucoccidiorida, Sarcocystidae. The transcript is spliced from 6 exons. Bases 1 to 7863 code for a protein of 2620 amino acids. The record is from RefSeq and is a predicted model, not a curated record. Gene Ontology annotation, biological process: positive regulation of DNA repair; fructose 2,6-bisphosphate metabolic process; negative regulation of glycolytic process.
AUGGCAACCGAGGACUGCCCAUCGAAUACAUUACAACACGAGACGAGUGUCACAGAGCGGUCUCCUCCUCUUUCACACGAUGCCUUAAAUGGGCGGCCACAUUUUGUGGAGCACAACUGUUCAAAUAUAGAACGCCGGCUUGAGUGGUUCUCCCGUACGCUGCCGACUUCAGCCUCGAUAGAGUGUAGGGACUUGUGGAAGCAGGCCGCUAAGGCAGAACAAAGUUUCCCAGUGGACGCUACUUUAGCUCCACUGAAUGUUAUAAAACCCCAACGGCGAACAAAUGUUAAGGGAGCUGGAAUACGAACGUGUAGUGAGUCUUCAAUUACAGGAGCUGCAAGUGCGCAAACAACGAGCGAAUUACCGUCACGAGCACAGAAAAACCUCCGCCGCCGAAACAGACUGAAGCCUUCUGCAGACGGUUCCAAUUUCGAUACUCAGAGGUACAGCUGCGUGCCCAUGCAGGUGGAAUAUACACAUCACCCGCGUGUGCCAUUGAGGACUCCCGCAACAGCAGUGGCGAAUUCUCGUGACCACGAGGCAGGCCCAGUGAAUGCAGAAAGUCAUGCCCGUAUGAGGGGACAUCCGAGGACUGGAUCAAUGCAGAUGAACUCUGUGCUUCAGACUCAAAGACGAGGUGAGAAUAUUGACAGGAGUGUGGUUUUCCGCACCACAUCAAAUACGCCUCUCUGCCCGUCACUUUGCAGCGAUGCUGCUCAAGAGCAUCAGCGCUGCUGGCGUACAGGAGGGUCAACACCCAUACACUGGGUGCCAUGGCCGUCUCCAGAUUGUCAACUGUGUCAAAAUGAAGGUGCUGGUGCUACUGAAAUGUGGAAAAGCAUUUUGAGACGAAACCAAGGAAGUGACCGUUUACCUGGUCAUCCAAAUGGACACAUCGAUAGUAACGGGGGAUCUUCCGAGGCCGGCUUUCGAUUGAGCGCAGUGGAAGCAUUCGAGCCAAGAACAAAGAAGCCUCUUCUGUCUGUGGCUCAGUCUUCUCAUCCGCAGUGCGACACAGCGAAGCACGCAGCACCUGGACCACUGGCACCAGGCAGGCUUCAUUGCUUCGUGCAGGGGCCUGUAUCCCAGCGUUACCAGAGCGACAGCAUCCAUGGACGCAGACAGCAGCAGAGUGUCGACACGAUGAUGUCACACGCCAAUAUUGAGCACCCGUAUCAGGCGUCUGAGCGUAUGUCCAUGUCAGGCACGGGGAAACGACCAUACCCAGAGCCAGGGUCUGCCUAUCUGCAUUCGUCUACAAAAUCGAAGGAUAGUAAUCAAGGGCUGAGCCUCUGCAAAUAUCCCGGAUCUUCUGGACUUCAGCACCAUUUGCAUGUAGUACAGCUGUUAGAGAGCGAAACACGAAGGACUACGGAGACAGCACACGCGUCGGCGGGCGAAGGACUAGCGGGCAAAAAGAAAGCUGAGCAAAAACAGCACCGAACGUUCAUCCUCCGGUCGGUGCUCAGACGUGCCAGAGCCUUGAAGCCCAAGGCAACCCACCUCAAGGUUUUUCUAGUAAACUGCGGAGCGACAACUACGGUGUCGCGUGUCCAGGGUGGCGCUGUUACAGGGUGGUCUGACCCAGCAAGGAGAGUGGCAGAGAUGAGCGAACUCAUCGCGGCACCGUGCACCUAUUCCUCGGAGCUGACCACUCGUGGCUUGCCAGAUGAUUACGAGAGCGAAGACCCUUUAACAUUUGAGGAUCUGGGAUCUAGUCGAAAUGAUAUGCUGCGACAGUGGAAGGAUGCCAAUUUGAGCCUUGGUGAAUGCCAUCGGAGACGUGUAUCUGAUCUCUCGUUCCCAGCUGCUUUCUCGGUUUCGCCAAAUCACCCAUGUGGUGUAGUGGGUGAAGCCGAUGGUCAACGGUCAGGAAACGAGUUCUCAUGGGUUGACCACGGUUCAUUAGAGAACCCCAACACUCUUUCGUUCUCCAGUUGCCCAACAGAAGACCAAGAAGGUCUUGUCGAGGUCCUCAGCAAAGAGGGGCAAAAACAAGCGAUCGCAGCAGCUAAGCUUCUCCGGCCGAUGCGAUUCACUAUGAUAUACUGCAGUGACGACGCAGCGUGCCAGGAAAUGAAGAACGUCAUUUUGACAGUUAAUCGGGAAAGUCCAUACGUCGACGAUAAGCGACUGGGUAACAGAAGGAAAGGCGACUUGGCUCACUUGUCAAAUGCGGAGUUUAUGAGGCGGGCGACAAAAGCUGGCUUUACGAAGGAAACGUUCCGGCCUCCAGGUGGGGAAAGCUUGGAGGAUGUCCGUGAGCGCGUGGUGCGCUUCUUUUUGGAGGCUCUUGUUGGAGAAUUUCUUCUCUCUCUGAAUUUGAGGGACUUCAUAGCGAAGGCUGCCAUGGACCAGCGGCGAGCCAUCACCCGGACAAAUUGUUUCACCCUAACUGACGUCGGGAGCUAUUGUGAACUGCUGAAGGUUCCGCCGUCGGUCCAGACGUCUAUCCUAACUUCGUCAAAGCUUCUUGACGUCAACGGAAAACGCCAGAGACGGCGGCGAAGGCGUAGGAAGAGAGCUCACUUAACAGCCUCUCUGGAUGCUGAGGAAGGUAACGAGGACACCUGUUUGUGUCCGCGAAAGAUUUCCAAAGGUGUGGCGGACUCCAGUGGCCUGCUCUUGAACAGUCAUGAUGCUUCCGCUGUCUCUGCCGAACGUGUUACUGGAAACAAUGUAUGCCUUGACGAGCGAGGCUACGAUGGCGUUGUGGGCCAGGAUGAGCAGGAAGAAUUUGAAUUUGCAAGCGUUGCGUCGUGCGCAUCAGUGCUCUAUCAAUCUGGGUUGGCCACCGAUGACGAGUAUGCUUCGGGAGGUUCAGCAAUCAACACAAAGAUAAACGAGCUGCCCCACGAGGUUGAGGCCAAUGAUAAUGGGCAGGGAAAGACUCAUCCUGAUGAGCCGGAUGCAGAGGGCAACACAACGUUAAGGAGUGAAGCGUUUUCUAGCAAGAUAGUGGAGGAGAUUCUUGAAGAUGGGCAGACUGGUACCCGGUGCUGGACGCCGUUGCGCGAGGCGCAGGAGAAGAGUGAGGAGACUCGAAAUCUUGGGUUGAUUCAUUUGUCCGCAACUACUGCUGUUCAGCCUCUGGAAAUUACCACUGAAGAAACUGGUAAAUAUGAGACGACGGCGGACGUGGGAAAGUGCAGCUGGAUGCUUGCAGCGCCGGAGCGGCGUAGAGGUGCCGAUGAAGCAUGUUAUGAGGCACUGAAAAGUGAAGCUGUUGCUGAACCAUCGUUGAAUGCAUUCCGGCACUCCCGUGUUAUCUGUCACGCGAGUGGGGCAGAACCUGACAGCAGCAGCAGCGCAAAAGCUACAAAGGAAUGCGUGUCUCUUUCGUUGUCAACAACAAAUUCUGCGAACACCGUCUCGAACAUGCAGUGCAUUGAACGGAGUGUUGUUCUUCCCUGCGUGAGAGAAGAAGACUGUGUUAGUUCCUCGCAAGGCUUCUCUUCUCUCAAAAGUGGACACGUCCUCGUUGCAUCUACGUUAUCUGAUCAACAAAGAAUUAUGUUCACACGGUUUUUGUUCUUCGAGGAAGGUCAAAAGAUUCUUGGCUCUCGAUGCAUGUUGCCCGAAAUGGGUGCUUGUCAAGGAAACGCAGGAAGCAGCGGCAUGCAAUUCGACAAUCCGGCCGGCGAUGCCUCACCUGGAGAACGCCCGCAGGCCGGGGAGCAUGACGUGAGUGUAUUCACGGAUCUCAGGGAGGUCCCGGAGCGGACGCUUGAAAAACCUGUUCAGGACGAGAUAGGUUCUCGGAGGGCGGCACAGAUGGAUAGCAGCCCUCCCGUCGCUGGCGAAUUUUUCGAUCCUGAGUGUCCUAUUGAGCCAGAUGGGACGUCAGUGAAUCGCGAAAGUAUUGAAGUCAGCGGAAAAAUACCAAAAACUAAUACUCAUCUUCAAAGAGAACAAGUAACUAGUUCUUCAUCUGAAGGCUUCUCACGUGAGUUGGAGAAUCGAUCGGGUGACAACGACAACGGAAGACUACCCGUCGACGACGUUAAGCACAAGGUCAUUGAAGCACACGCCACAGCGGAUGAGCAAAGUGACUACAGGAAAAUCGUUGACAGAUCGAAAAGUGGGGAGAAACUCAUGGUGGGAUCAUUUCCACAAAUCGUGUAUGAUGGUGAAGUAACGGAAGACAGUGGCAGUCGGCCUGGUUGUUGCCUUGAAGAGUUCUUGCAUGAUGUAUUGGUGGAGUACGACUCAGAUGUGCCACCAGUGCGGCAGAGGAAGGAGCAGACUAGACCCAGCGGAGCAGCAGGAGAUGGCGGAAGAUGUGAGAGGAUGGAGCAACAAGGCGGCUUGUCUCUGCGUGACUCGCACUCAUUGAGCCAAUGCUCCAGGCGCCUGCAAGCUGAGUCCGAUUGUGUGGCAGUUUCUUUCCCACCGAGCGGCUGUGCUUUGUUGCCAAGCAGCACUACGUCGGUCGAUGAUGUCAACGAACUCACGGCGGAGCGUGGCAGCUGCCACUCUCCCUAUCAGAAUUGUCAAACAAUGCCUAUCAGUUCCCCUCGGAGAGGCAAGAAACUGAGUGAGGUUAACUCCGGCAGUCUGCUACCAACUUGGAUAGCCGGUGGGGUCUGUGAAGGAAAAACGUCAUGCGUUAGUUCAUCACCCUUCAACAACGAAACAUGCGUAGCAAGACCAGACCCAGGUGCGAACGACUUCACCAAUUGGCUAAGUGCCAAAGAGCGAACGGACCAUAUCUACCCCGUGACAGAUUACUGUCGUGACGGUCCCGCUUCAGGACAAGAUGCUACCGAAAUGUGUGUAAAGCAAUUCUCCGAAACAUGUCAGAGACGACCAUUCCCAGCGUCCGUAAAAGACAGAGGGGAUGCGUGUGGAGCGUGUCAAUUACCUCCUGAAUUGCAAACACCUUUUGUGCUGGGAGAUCUGGUAACAAGCAAGCCAGAGGCGCCAUCAGAGCCUUCGAUGCCACACAAAUGCUUUGAUGGAUAUUCGAUCUUCAGUCCAGCUCUCGGAAGAACAAGAAGCACACUGCUGCAUGUUGACGGUGUCGACGCCAUGGGAGGCGAUGCCUCAUUCUAUUUUCGACAUGCAUCCGAAUCCUGUCGUGAUACGCGGUGGACGAAGCCUGCUCGUGGACGCAUAGAGCAAAACCACCAUAGUGACUGUGAGGAACAUUACAGUUCUCGCAUACCUCUGUCCAGAUGGAGGCAGCCCUGUGGUGCCAAAGUAGUGUUGCCGCUAAUCCGGAAUAGAUUCUUGCUGCGUCCUGCACAUUCUGCGCCAUCCCUUAGAACCUGCGACAAGGCAAUCCCUUGGCUGCAACCUCCUGUUGCGUCUGUGAAGCCCCGGGAGGAACCAGAAUCACAACCAAAAUGGCACACUACCAGACUACGCCGUUCACGAUCUCUCCUCGACUCAAAAUAUUCAGACAGGGGGACAUCACGAAUUCCGGAGGUGCGCGCGUCGACGUCGGCUGUUUCUGAGUGUGUUUGCGAACGAGAAGCAUUGACUAACCAUGAUCGGAAGGAGCGCUUCAAGGUCCACAAUCCAAAGCAAGAUGAAGACGCCGUUAGCGGAACUGAACCUGUUGUUGUACAACGACGACCACCGUCGACUGUCAGGUUGUCCGCCUAUGGGGCCAUGCCAGCUGCCGAGGGAAGGAAACCCCGUGGUGCUGCCCGUCGGUGUCGGGCUGCUCUCAUCACUAACGAAGCACGCCAGCACUUCGACAGUGUGAGGCAGCGGCAGAACUCCCUUAACGUGACCUCAGAAUCAGCGACACGUGAGAAAAACAUAUCUUGUUGCAGCGCAUUGAAAACUCAAUCGGGACACAAUUUACGCAAAGAUACCGCGCGUUUCGUAACGGAUCUGGUCCAUUCCUUUGCUGCUGCAUUGACUGAAUGUGCAAGCGCCGGUUUUUCACCCCCAUCUGCAUCGCUGGCUCACGACUGUAGCUCCACUGGCUGCGGCACCAACAGUAACGACUCGAGUAGUAAUAUCGAAGAAAGCGACGGCAUCGGUGGUACUGGGAGCGACGGUUUCAGCGGCACUGGAAGCGACAGCGGCUGGGCAAGCACCGCGUACCGGGGGACUGCACAGACCGCAAAACGCUCCCUAUCCUCACUUUCCAGAAUCGAGAGAACGUGCGUGGGAAACAGUGCCAGGCAUAACGACGCCGAUGUCGGUUUUCGCACCGAACAAGCGAAACCGUGUGAGGGCCGCCACAUGGGAAACGCCUGUGGGGGGGGCGCGGGUGCCUGUGGCAGGUCCACCGCGUUGGAGGAGCCAGAGGACAGCAUGGCAGUUCGCGGUCUCAACUUGAGACAUUGGAGUGGCAGUUGGUUGGGCUCCUUGUUAGCGCGUAUAGGCCCCAGCAGCCGAUACAACAAUACGGGGGCUGCUGAGUCAUGUGGGUCAAGCGGCACUGAGCUAGUGUCUCUUGAAACUGAACACGAGGUUCGCAGCCCGUCAGAGGAUGCAGAUGCACAUUGUAAGAAGGCCAAAGAAGCCGUCGUGAAAGGGAUGAGUGGCACAGGUGGCGCGAGGGAUAACGUCUGGAACGACGGGCAUACACGAGUCUCACUGAGAGGUUACCGUGUCCUUCUUCUGAUGAAAAGGACGGUGGCGCAGUGUGUGGCGGCUAGCGUAGCGUCAGGGUUGUGGCUGCCAUCUGUUUCAUCGCUUGAAGCGGGUUUUACAAAGGCAUGUCCACAGACUGAUCAGGCGUCGACAACGGGCAACAGCAGCGUGGAGGAUCGCGACGGGGACACUGCGAAGAGCGGUUGCCUCGCAGUACUAGUGAUUACGCGCGAAUGUGUCAUACGAGAGCUGCUUCAAGCGCUAUGCGGACGUCGUUUUGGGAACACGAUUAAAGCAGGUAGCAUAACCGUACUAGACGUGUACACCAGACGAACAGGGAACACAGAACUGCAAAGAAGCCUCGGGCGCAGGCGUUCGGAAGCGUGGACGUGGCUCACAGGCCGUGGUUCUAGUGUUCAUCAGUAUUUGAACGAUGGUCGAGUUCAGUCGAUUGGGGCUGUCGGAAAGGGGCGACGUCCGCAUGCAAGUACGUGUUGCAGCCUAAACCGGUCACUGUCUGAUAGCUAUGAUGCCAGUACGGCAAGUGUUCAGGCAGAGCAGAGACAUGUGGGUGGCCCGGAGGGGUUCCCGUGUGAAUGGGGGAACGGCGAAGAGACAUCCCACACAGGGACGCAGGCUCAGGAGUUCGACAAGAGUGAUGGCUUGAAAUUUGAUGCUAAGACUACGGAAGGCACAGUCGCUGAAUCAAGCUCUUCACUUUCGCGAGACGAGUUCUCUAAAUGUGGCCAUACGGAAUCCGAGGCGGGAACUCGUGUUCAAGCUUGUAACGGUGUGCCGUCGAGCCGCAGACAGGUAGACUGCGGCGAAUCAGAGGCUGGGUGCUCAGAAGAUUUUAUGGCUGUUCCCCGAUUCAGUUGGGAGUGCGAACACUGCAGUGUGAAUGAUGACGAAAACGUUCAGAAGGGGAGUUUCAAAAGCGAUGCGCCUAGAAGGUCACAGCUGCAUGAAGACGGCAUACGACAUGGAAAAAUCGGUCGUAGCAGAACUAUGAGUGGCACGAUUGGCAGUCAAUGUUCAAUGAAGAAAACCGUGGGUCGUCGCGUCUACGGGUCGAGUCUCUGCGGUACGUGUUCGGCGGAACAUUCUCUCAGGGGUAUAGAAAAAUCUCCUCGCAAAGUGAGUGAGAUCGACGAUGAGGAAGUCAGUGUGGAUCUGUCAGACUUGAAGUUGCUGGCUGCUCCGUACAAAAGCACGAGGCCUUUUGCGAGUGAACAAAGGGUUGAAGCGGUGGAUGCCCUUCUGUCAAGAGUCCAGUGCUGGGUAGAGGUGUUCAACAAGAAGGAGUGACGUAUAUGCUCUUUGCUUUUUGUCGAUGUCGUGAUUAUCAAUUACCCAGUCACGGUAGGCGCGUUAAUGACAAGUGUUUCGUUUCAACACGUCUGCGCCAAUAUUAGACAUGUAACUUCCUAGGUUGCCUCCCUAGCUCUGAUGCGAUUUUCAAGAGCUAGAAGGUCCGAGACACAAGGACAAAAUGCCGACAGUUCA